AUGGAUGAUAUGAUUAUCAUUGGAGAUGACCCCACGGGUAUUUCUAGUCUCCAACAGUUUCUCUGUUGCCAGUUUGAGAUGAAAGAUUUGGGUUUGCUUAGCUACUUCCUUGGCUUGGAAAUUUCUCAAGAUUCAUCUAGUUACUUCCUUACCUGGGCCAAGUAUAUUUCUAAUCUCUUGGCUCAUGUUGGCCUUACCGAUUGCAAGACUACUGCUACUCUCGUUAAUCCUCAAACUCGUCUUACACCUCUUGAAGGUUCCUUAUUGUCUAAUGCCACUUUAUAUCGUCAGCUAGUUGGCAAUCUUAUCUAUCUCACAGUUACUCGUCCAGAUAUUGCUUAUGUUGUUCACAUUGUCAAUCAAUUCAUAGCUGCUCCUCGGUCUCCACACUAUGAUGCUAUGAUUUGCAUUUUGCAUUAUCUCAAAAGCACUCUGUUUUAUAGUCUUCACUACUCCGCCCAAUAUUCUCUACAACUUCAUGCCUUUUCUGAUGUAGAUUGCGCAGGGGAUACUGCUAAUCAUCGUUCCACUACUGGGUUCUGCUUCUUCUUGAACAACUCCCUCAUUACCUGGCAUAGCAAGAAGCAAACUCUUGUUGCUCGUUCUAUUUCUCAUUUUGCUGCCAUCAAUCUUUGUGAUAACCAAAGUGCUAUUCAGAUUGCAUAUGUCUUCUAUGGUUGCAUCAAGCAUAUUGAGAUAGAUUGUCACUUCAUACGCCAGUAUGUUACUAGGGGCACUGUUCGUCUUCUCUUUGUUACCUCUGUUGAUCAGACCGCCGAUCUCUUCAACAAAUCUCAUCAUGGACGCUUCUCUAAUCUCCUUGCCAAGCUCAAGUUGAUAUCUGCCUUUCCACCUUGA
Camellia sinensis is the source of this 858-nucleotide messenger RNA. Lineage: Eukaryota; Viridiplantae; Streptophyta; Magnoliopsida; Ericales; Theaceae. The record is from RefSeq and is a predicted model, not a curated record.